AUGCCAGCCAGACUGCGCGGCACGCUCCAAAGGAGCAUUGCGCGCCCCCUGGACAGUGCUGGUAUCUUCUACUGUCAAUCUUGCACAACAUGGCGGCGAGCACUCUCAACGCGUGCCAGUAUUAACAAGAUUGCGCCCACGCGCCGAAAUGAUCGACUUGUCUCCUCGAUAACCACCUCCUCUCGAUCCAUCACUACUUCAACGGCGAUAUCUACUGUUCCGCCGCAGUUCAAGGAGCUGCAUGAUGCUUUGAGCGGAAUCAAGGAUGCGACCAUUGAGCAGGUUAGCGUGAGUCGGUUGCAGCUUGCUCUGCGGGGAUUGGAAUCAGAAACACCUUUGAUUCGCAUUGCGGUCCUCGGUCUCGACAAUGCGGAUUCUGCUCGGAAACUCGUCCGAUUACUUCUUGCUGAUCCUCUGGGUCCGCGCGAGGACUGGGAAGAUACUUUGGAGACUUAUGAGUCUGAUCCUUCUCAAGGAUUGCUGAUUCGAUAUGGCGAGAUUUCUGAGUCUAUUCCGAAUGACUUGCUACCUACAAUCGCGGUCCGAUCAUCACUUCUGAAGAAAGGUAAUCUGGAGAUUCUUGUUAGUUCGAUCGCCUCGGAGUCAAAUUCUACUCGGGCAACACUUGAUGCCGACACUUUCCUCGUUCCCACCGUCACUAUUGAAACACCACACCCGGGCCGAAAUAACAUUGUGCGGUAUCCUGUCCACCGAAGUAUUGUAUGCGGGAAUGGUGUGGAUGGGUUGCUGGCUUUCAGCUCCCUCAUGGGCCAGGCAGACCUGAAGAAUGAGGUUGAAUCUGUGCGUGGUGCUAUCGAGCUCUCUGUGGAGAACAAGAACCCUGAUAGCCGAGUCUCCUUUGUGGAUAUUGAGCGUGCGACAAACGCCCUGGAUCGCAUUCGUGAGUCCGUGCAAAAUGCCACUGAGUAUGAGCGUGGCUGGACUGGAAGUGGUGUGCAGCCUACGAUUGAUUGGCUCGCUUCUACCUCUCAGGUAAACAAGGAAGGCACAUUGAAUCCCGUCCUAGUCCCAUUAAUCGAGUCUUUGGUCAAUGCUGCGGAUGAGGGUGUCCUCGCCCGGGAUACUAAAGCACUUGAAUGUCAAGAAGUCGGAGUCCCCUCAGAGAACGUCCGACUCGAGCUUGACCGAGGGGUCGUUACCUGGGCAGAGCGUGCACACUCAGAACUCCGCAGCUCCCUUGAGGCAGGUUUCGCCAGUCCCCGAUGGCGCGGUCUAGCAUGGUGGAAACUAUUCUGGCGCGUCGACGACGUGGGCAUGAUCACGUCCGAGAUUCUCGAAAAGCGAUUCCUGCAUCGUGCAGAGCGGGAAGCCAUCUGGUCCUCGGGCCAAUACGAGCAGGCUGGCCUGCUAAACGACCCCAAACCCGCUCCUGACUCCACCCCUGUGCAAUCUACGCCAUGGCCAACUCAGAUCCCUGAUAUACGCACCAAGCUACUCACUACUACUGUCCCCUCUCUUCAAGCCCUUGCUCAGAGCCUGGUGCUCUUUAGCGUCUCCACCACGACCCUCACAUCCGCCCUCUCUGCUCUCACCUACCUGUCUAUUCCCUCCGCUUCCGUGUACGAAUCAUGUACCCUUGCCGCAGUCGGUCUUAUCUACUCUCUGCGUCGCCAGCAGAAGAAGUGGGUUGCUGCCCGUGACUUCUGGGAAGAUGAGGUCCGUGAGGAGGGGCGGGCUUCUCUGCGUGAGACUGAGGAUCUAAUGCGGAAAAUUGUGCGUGAGGGUGGGAAGGAUAUUGAAGAUCUGACGGAUCACCGUGCACGGGAGGCGGUUGAUCGGGCUAAGAGGGCUUUAGCUGAGAUGAAAGCUUGA
Molecule: messenger RNA, 1833 nt
Organism: Penicillium longicatenatum
Lineage: Eukaryota; Fungi; Ascomycota; Eurotiomycetes; Eurotiales; Aspergillaceae
Exons: 3
Coding region: 1-1833 (610 amino acids)
Source: RefSeq, a predicted model, not a curated record